AUGGCAGCCCCACCAAACUUGGAAGAAGUUGGUAUAAAAACUACUGCCAAAACAAGGAAAGAAAACAAUGAUGCUGAUAGGAAAGCAGUGAAGAAAAACUAUAAAGCCAAGAAAAUCCUUGUGUGUGGAAUAGGACCUGAUGAGCACAAUCGAGUCUCACCUUGUUCAACUACUAAAGAGAUCUGGGAAUCUCUCCAAACUACCCAUGAAGGAACAACACAGGUGAAGAACUCAAAAAUCGACAUGCUCAAAAUAGAGUAUGAGAUGUUUAAAAUGAAAGAGAAUGAAUCCAUUCAUGAGAUGCACACAAGAUUCACCUCUAUUAUCAAUGAGCUUCAUUCUCUAAGAGAAGUCAUCAUAACUACCAAACUAGGGAGGAAGUUGCUUGGUGUGUUGCCUGAUUCUUGGGACAACAAGGUAAAUGCUAUCUCUGAAGCAAAGAUCUCAACACGUUGA
Molecule: messenger RNA, 456 nt
Organism: Lycium ferocissimum
Lineage: Eukaryota; Viridiplantae; Streptophyta; Magnoliopsida; Solanales; Solanaceae
Exons: 2
Coding region: 1-456 (151 amino acids)
Source: RefSeq, a predicted model, not a curated record